Messenger RNA from Eruca vesicaria subsp. sativa (arugula), 943 nucleotides. Lineage: Eukaryota; Viridiplantae; Streptophyta; Magnoliopsida; Brassicales; Brassicaceae. The record is from the annotation of a GenBank genome assembly.
CAACGACAGAACAUGUUCACCCUUAAAAAGCGCAUAAUAGCAAAGCCAGAACAUGUUCAUUCAAACAAAUGCGCAUGUUAGCAUCACUCAUAAAAAUCUUACCUUUAUCGUCUUCUCCCCGUGUCUCUCUCUGUAAUCUUCCUGUUACGAUACUAUUUCAACCCCCUUUCCCUUCAACACAUCAUCUUCAACCUCUCUCUCUCUAACACGAUGGGAUUACUCGAUCUCGAGAAACACUUCGCAUUCUACGGAGCUUACCACAGCAACCCAAUCAACAUCCUCAUCCACAUCAUCUUCGUAUGGCCCAUCGUCUUCACAGCCUUGCUUCUCCUCUACCCUGCCUCCCCAAUUUACGACCUUUCUCAAUUAGGGUUUCCUCAGACGCUUACCCUCGACGGCGUUUUACGGUUAGACGUUGGGUUUCUCGUCACGGUGGCUUAUGCUCUGUUUUAUAUCUGUUUGGAUAAGAAAUCUGGGUUUGUCGCGGCUCUCAUGUGUUUCGCUUGUUGGGUUGGUUCCAGUGUCCUCGCUGAUCGUUUAGGACCUUCUCUUUCCGUAAAGGUUGGGUUAGCAUCGCAGCUGUUAUGUUGGACUGGGCAGUUUCUUGGCCAUGGAUUGUUUGAGAAACGAGCACCUGCGCUAUUAGACAAUCUAGCUCAAGCGUUUCUCAUGGCUCCUUUCUUCGUGUUGCUCGAGAUUCUUCAAAUGGUUUUCGGGUAUGAGCCAUAUCCUGGUUUUCAAGCUCGUGUGAGUGCCAAGGUAGAAAGUGGCAUAAAGGAAUGGAGAGAAAAGAAGGAAAACAAGAAGAAUAAGCUCACAUAAGCUUUGGAUUCUAUAGUUGAAGAACCUAAACCCAUUGUAAUGUUAAGAAUCCCAUAUAAUAACAACAUGAUCACCAUUGAUUGAUGGAAUUGUGUAAGUAUGUUUCAUUAUUAUAUUGAAG